AUGACUGUCAUUUAUGGCUCAUUUAUGUCUCAAUUUGCUUCAAACUUUGUAGGCGUAGUAUGCAAUAUGUAUACUAAAAAUGAAGGUUAUAUUAAAAAUUUCUAUCGUCUAGUUAAGAAACAACGUAAUCUUAAAUGGUGUAUGGAUCAAAUUUGCAUUGGACCGAAUAUAUACACAUAUUCGGAGAAAGUAGCAACAUCUAACCAAACAAAUAUUUCGACUUAUUACUGUUUCGUGAUAUUCGCUGUUUUGUUUUGUCAAUUCUCUUUGAGAAGGGCGGAAGAAACAGAAACUGGGGAGACUGCAAGAAGUGAUGAUUUUGAUGAUGAUGAGCAGAAAAUUACUAAAAGAUCAGGGAGUGGAAGUCAAGAUUUCUUUUAUCAUCUGAAAAAUAACAUAGCAGGAACUUUGAGCAAAACAUCAGCAUCAUUAUCGGCAGGAAGCUCACCACAUGCUGCAAAAGCCAGUAGUAGUAAUCAUGGCUAUAAAUAUGGUGGUAACUCUAUCGAUUCAUGGAAUUUCAAGUCAUCAUUUUUCGGAACAAUUAAGCAAGCGGUAAAAGCUAUUACAGGCGGUGUAACUGCUAUUAAAGGACAAUUAAUAAAAGGAAGUGGUAUUGUACUUUCAGCUAGUGGAAAGGUUGUGGCUGCUUCUGGUGACAAAAUAUCCGAUCUAGGAAAAGCUAAAGUAAAUUCUGCUCAGUUUCAUCAUGUGGAUCAUCAUGGUUAUGGAGAAAGUGUCCAUCCUUUACAUAAAUUAAGUAGUUUAUCAAGCUCAUCUUCAGGACACAGUGGCAGUGGGAAAGAGAUUCACUCAAAACCACCUCCAGCAGUUCAUCAUACAGAAACUAUAACGACUUAUGAAAUUCCAGUAGAUCACGUGAAUUCUGGACCACCAAAUCAUCCGAUACACUAUGGUCAGCACCCACAUCAUGGUAGGCCUUCAGAUGCUUAUAUUGGAAGCCUUCCACCACACAUAUCAGCUGCACAAGAGCUUCCGUACGAAUAUCAUAGCCACACAUUUGAAGGUGAUAACUACUAUUACAGUCAUUAACAUUUUUGGAGUACGAAAAUAACGAAACUUGUAAAAUACUUAGUUAUCAACUGUGACUCAAGGAUAAAAUUAGAAUACUUCAUAUAUAAAAAGUCAAAAUAUAGUAAGUUCA
Messenger RNA from Condylostylus longicornis, 1165 nucleotides. RefSeq lists its product as uncharacterized. The record is from RefSeq and is a predicted model, not a curated record. NCBI's taxonomy places the organism in Eukaryota, Metazoa, Arthropoda, Insecta, Diptera, Dolichopodidae. The transcript is spliced from 7 exons. Bases 1 to 1053 code for a protein of 350 amino acids.